AUGGCGCCUCGACUCCCUCCUCCACCCCAGCCUAAUGAACCUGAUGCGUCCAACAACGCUAGGUUGUUGGAAACGGUGAUUGAUAGACUACAGCAACAGAAUACCACUCUGAUGGAAGAGAACGCUACUCUGAUGCAGCAAAAUCAGAAUGCUUUGCAGAGUUUGGAGGCCGCUCGCGCCAACUCUGAAGCAACACAGAGGCAGCUAAUGGAUAUCCUUGCCGCUACCAGAAACACACCGGGAGCGUCCUCUUCUAACGCUACCCAACAUGCUGAAUGGAGUUUGGAGAGCUUUCUUCAGCAUCAUCCCGCCAAGUUUAAUGGAAAGUGCCUUCCUGAUGAGGCAGAUCAGUGGCUGCGGGACAUGGAAAAGAUUUAUAAUGCAAAGAGGUGCCCUGACGACAACAGAUUGGCGUUUACUGAAUACCUGCUGACUUGUGAGGCCAGCCACUGGUGGGCGAGCGUGAAGACUAUACUGACAGACGCUCACGCUCCUAUCACUUGGGAGGUUUUCAGGAAUAAAUUUUAUGAAGAGUAUUUCCCAGACAGCGUUCGCUACGCCAAGGAAGUGGAGUUCCUUCAAUUGGUGCAAGGGGGAAAAUCUGUAUCGGAGUACACCAAUACUUUCAAGCAGUUGUUGAGGUUCAACACUAUGGCCACUAGUGAAGAGUGGCAGUGUAGGAAGUUCGAGAAUGGACUAAGGAGCGACCUGAAGGUGUUGAUAUCAAGUUUAUGCAUUCGGUCAUUUCCUGCCAUGGUGGAGAGAGCCAAAGUACUGGAGAAGAAUAUGGCAGAGGUGGAACGACAAAAGAAGCAGCAACAGGUGGUUAGAGGACCGAUCGUAUCUAGGGGUAAUGCUAAUGUGAGAAGUACUCCUUACACUCGUCCAAGUCAAUCAUCAAAUACCAGUGGAUCUCGAGCGCUGGUCGCUGCUGGACAGUCUGGGCAGCAAGGAAACGUUACUUGUUUCCAGUGUGGAGGACCACACUAUCGCUCGUCCUGCCCUCAGCUGACGGGAGGUAAAUUCUGCACUCGUUGUAGAAGAAAUGGGCACUUGGAGAGUGAGUCCAACAUGGGUGGACGCGCUGUGAUGAGGCCACCGAACGCUGGGAGAAAUCAACCAAGAGGAGGUGGACGAGCCCAAGCUGUUGGGCGUGUUUAUGCUUUGACUGGUGCGGAGGCAGCAAGCUCAGACUAUGGAGAUAAGAGAUUGGUUUUUCCUGAAGAAGAUGAAGUAGAUCUGUCUGUGAUGCUCGGUCAGUUAAAGGAAGACAUAAUGGAAGGUGCCAGCUGUUUCUUAAUUUUGACGCAUGAAGAUCAGGAGUUCGGAGGUUUGAUGCAAGAACGAUCGUCCACUAGUAAUAAUGAUGGACGAUCGAUUGUGGAUGAGUUUCCGGACGUCUUUCCGGAGGACAUACCGGGACUGCCUCCUGUUCGCGAGGUUGAGUUCACUAUCGAUUUGGUGACCACGGCAGCACCCAUCUCCGUUCAACCAUAUCGUAUGGCGCCUGCAGAGUUGGUUGAACUUAAGAAUCAAAUUGAAGAAUUGAUGGAUAGGAAAUUUAUCAGGCCGAGCGUAUCACCAUGGGGAGCGCCUGUUCUCUUAGUAAAGAAGAAAGAUGGCAGCUCCAGACUUUGCAUUGACUACAGGCAGUUAAACAAGCUGACCAUCAAGAACAAGUACCCCCUACCACGGAUUGAUGAUUUACUGGAUCAGUUGCAUGGGGCGAGCGUGUUCUCUAAGAUCGACUUGAGAUCAGGCUAUCAUCAGAUUCGGGUUAAAGAAGAAGAUAUUCAGAAGACGGCCUUUAGAUCACGUUACGGACACUACGAGUAUGUAGUGAUGCCGUUUGGUGUGACGAACGCCCCAGCCAUAUUCAUGGAUUAUAUGAACCGCAUUUUCAGGCCGUAUUUGGACAAGUUCGUGGUAGUGUUCAUUGACGACAUCCUCAUCUACUCCAAGAGAUGUGAAGAACAUGAAGAGCAUUUAAGACUAGUACUUGGAGUUUUGAGAGAGAAAGAGUUGUACGCUAAGUUGUCCAAGUGCGAAUUUUGGAUGAAGGAGAUACAAUUCUUGGGACACGUAGUAUCCCCUGGUGGAAUUUCGGUAGAUCCAGCUAAAGUACGAGCGGUACUGGAUUGGGAAAGCCCGCGUUCGGUCACGGAAGUUAGGAGUUUUGUGGGGCUCGCGGGCUACUAUAGGCGCUUUAUUGAAGGAUUUUCCAAGAUAGUAGCACCUUUGACGCAACUUACGCGCAAAGAUCAGCCGUUCGCUUGGACUGAUAAGUGUGAAGCGAGCUUCCAAGAGUUGAAAGGAAAAUUGACGAGCGCUCCAGUGUUGAUCAUUCCUGACACAGCCAAACCUUUCGAAGUGUAUUGUGAUGCGUCUCACCAAGGUCUAGGUUGUGUUCUGAUGCAAGAGAGACGAGCAGUGGCGUACGCUUCUCGUCAAUUGAAGAUUCACGAGAGGAAUUACCCAAUGCACGACCUGGAGUUGGCAGCGGUCGUCUUUGCUCUGAAGAUUUGGAGACACUAUUUGUAUGGAUCAACUUUCCAAAAGGAGUUAAACAUGAGACAAAGGAGGUGGCUUGAGUUCUUGAAGGACUACGACUUCGAAUUACUUUAUCAUCCCGGCAAAGCGGACGUUGUAGCAGAUGCGUUGAGCAGGAAGGUGGUGCAUGUCUCGUCUAUGAUGGUACGCGAAUUGAGCUUAGUAGAGAGCUUUAGAGAUCUAAGGUUACAAUUCGAGUUGGAGCCGAACAGUAUCAAGUGUUUUAACCUUAGAAUAUCCAGCGACGUGUUCGAGCGGAUCAGAAAGAAGCAACGAGAGGAUGAAGAGUUAGUGAAGAUAUUGGACGCACUUGGUACGGAUCAGGCCAAGGAGUUUAACACUGGAACGGACGACUUCUUACGUUAUAAGGGCCGGACGUGCAUCCCAAAUGAUGGAGACCUGAAGAGAAUUAUUCUGGAGGAAGGGUUUCAGAUUGGGGAAGGCUCCUGUGCCGCCGCGAGAACGAGAUCUUCUCUACGCUUUCGCCUUUGCGGUGGUGAUGAUGCAUUUGUCUCUGGGUUUUCUGAAUGCAGAGGAGCUUUGCAUGAUGAAGAUGGUGGGGGAGUGGUGACCGGCGACGCGGCAUCCAUGGCAGAAUCGCGAUUGGGUUCCGAGAAUGGAGAAGAUGAAGAUGGUUGUGCCAAGCUUUCGUCAAUGGAGGAGAGGCGCGAUGAAGAGUGGUGUUGCGGCGCGCCAUGGAGAUGCGAAGAAGAUGACGGAGGUUGCGAAUGA
This is a messenger RNA of Vigna angularis (adzuki bean), 3282 nucleotides long. RefSeq lists its product as uncharacterized. NCBI's taxonomy places the organism in Eukaryota, Viridiplantae, Streptophyta, Magnoliopsida, Fabales, Fabaceae. Bases 1 to 3282 code for a protein of 1093 amino acids. The record is from RefSeq and is a predicted model, not a curated record. The transcript has 5 exons.